AUGCAUACAACAAAUCAGGAACAUUGUAUCCAGAUUCUUCAUUUAGAAAGGUCAUUUUUAGACCCUCAUUUCCUGGUAUAUGCAUACAACAUAUCAACAUUGUAUCCAGAUUCUUCAUUUAGAAAGGGACACUGCUUUUAUCAAGGAUAUGCUGCAGAGAUUCCAAAAUCAGCUGUGACACUUAACACCUGUUCUGGACUCAGGGGAUUAUUGCAAUUGGAGAAUAUCAGUUAUGGGAUUGAACCAUUGGAAUCUGCAGCUAAGUAUGAGCAUGUUCUUUAUCAAAUAAAGAAUAACAAAGUUGAUUUUCUCCCCUUACAAGACAAUUAUCCUAUGAUUCAGUUGGGAGAUCAGGCCUACAGGAUUCUGGUGAAGUCAGAAAAAAAAUCAGAUGUUGCACUAUUGAAAAGAACUCUGAAAAUACAAGUCAUUAUGGAUAAAGCCUUGGUAUGCAUUAUUGAUACGUUUCAUUAUAUCUUUGUUUUGUGUUUAAAUGCAGAGGGAAUAAGAAAAAGAAACAUGCUUUCUUUGCAGUACAGAUAUAUUUUACUGUGUUCAAAAUAUGUACCUCAGUACAGCAGGGCAUAAAGAAAUGUCAAUCUCCUCUUCAUUGAAAUAGGGGACCAGUAUUUACGGUAUUGACAUCUAAAUCAGUAUAGAAUUCUAGUAACAAUGUAUAACUUGUAUGUCUGGAAGGCUUCUACUACACUAUAAUCUAUUGGAUUAUAACUAGCUGCAGAUAUUUCUGAAUCCACCACAAAUUGUGGUGAAAUUUUCUUUCUUAAAUUGAUUUCUGUUUUAAAACAAGCUAUUUCAUGUAAUACUCAAUUGGUGAUCCUUGUUAUUGAGUAUUUUCUUUUAUAAGAUUAUUUUAUGCUUUAUAAACAUUUGGGUUCCCCUGUGGAAGUUCUAGAUGUGAAUGACAGGAAGACUUAUUCAUAGGAAUGUUCAUUUAGUUAUGGAAAUUUUUCACAAAGUCAUAUGGAUAGGAAGUAAAAACAUCUGAUUUGUCCAUUUAUCACUGAUAUUUUUCCAUGAGAUCUCUCAAUGACUGCCAUACUGUUCUAUAUUUUGUUCAUAAAAGGAAACAUUAAGAGCUUUAAAUAAUGUUUAAUAAAAACAGUAAUAGGGAAGAAUAGAUGGACAAAAUAAUGAAGAACAAGUAGGUAUAAUUUUAUUUUCCAGGAGAUAAAUUACAUGCAUAUGUUUUCCUCUUUUAAUAAUACACGCAGUGUGUAUAUUUUUGUACCUUUGCUUUAUUUUAUUUUUUAAUCCUCACUCGAGGAUAUAUUUUCCAUUACC
Messenger RNA from Miniopterus natalensis, 1302 nucleotides. NCBI's taxonomy places the organism in Eukaryota, Metazoa, Chordata, Mammalia, Chiroptera, Miniopteridae. The record is from RefSeq and is a predicted model, not a curated record.